AAACAGAUGCUAAAGGUGUGUGUGUUGCCCUGUACUGUACAGUGCUCUGCUUCAUUCGGCAACAACAAACGAAAAUAAUAGGCAAAUAGGCGAAAAAGUGUGUCUUUGCGUCCGAGUAGAAAGGCACAAAAAAAAAAGUAUUAGUAACUAGUUAGAGAUUAGCACUGGUAUCUUAAGCGCGGCGAACAGAACCAAGGAGUGGGGCUAUAGGCAGCGGAAUUAAAAAUUAAAUCAACGAGGAAGAGAGACAAGCGGCGUUCGCUUGCUGUUUGGAUUUUCGGAUGUUUGUGUGACGCUUAUCCCUGGAAACGCAACCAUGGACUCGAUCGUUCUGCAUUCGGAUGUGGCCCGACUCGUUUUGGGCUACUUAGUUAAUCAGAAUCUACGGCGAGCGGCCCAUACCCUUUGUCGCACUUCGCCGCACCUGCAGCAUGAGUUUCUGGCCCUGAAGCAGGGCCUGCAGACGCACAACUUCCUCAAUGGCGGCCUGGAGGAAAUUAUCUGCGAGCACGUCAAAAUCACGGGCUUGGUUGCCAAAGCCGUGCAGAAACUGCCCCUGGAGGCGCGCCAGCAGCUGCAGCAACUGAAGCUGUCCGAGCGGGUCAACGAACUGAUGACCAUGUCACCAGCGGUGGAUAGAAGCGUCAGCUGCACCAACGAAAGUACCAUUGCCGAAGGUGGCGGCGAUGCCAGCACAUCGCAGGCGCAUCGCAAGCGGAGGCGUUUAUGCACUCCGGAAAACUACUUGUCGUCGCCUUCCUUCAGCAAACGUCCGCGCCUGCUUCCGCCUCAUUUAUAUUGCAGCCUGAGUAGCCGCGGCAAGGCCAAAACGAGCUUUCUGGUUAGCCAUGAUGACGAUGAGGACGCGGCGCAGGAGGAGACCAGCUCUACGGCCACAGAGGAAUUUGAGGAUUUGGUGGAGGAGCUGCCGCCAGUCAAUGGUCCUGGUCCGCGAAAUAAUUCCACUCCGCGUCAGAGCCACUCCGAGGCGAAGCCACUGGCGCUAACACCGCAAUCUAUGCCGGAACUGGCCAGUGCGAUAAUUAAUAACCAAGACUUCCAGAACACGCUGGUAAACAACAUCAACAUGGCGCUGAAAACAGUAAAGGUGAACAAUCCAACGUUCAGCUGCGACGAUGUGUUAGACGGCCUGGUGAAGAACAUACUGGAGGCCACCGAGAAGGAUCCCUCGUUCGAUCGCGUCAUCCAGGAGGUGGUGGCCGGCGACCCACCGCUGACGUCGACGGAUGGCGCAUCCCCACCGGCGUCGACAGAGGUGGCUGUAUUGCAAGCGCAGACGGAGGCAAAGCCUCCGCCAACAACAUUGGGAGCAGUCGUGGCCGCCAGCGUAACGGAAGCCACUGUGCCUCCUCCUUCAGAUCUGCAAGGUACAGUGAACGCAGCGGAACCAGUAGAUCCCGUCGAUUCAGUAGAUCCAGUGCCGCCCCAAACGCCGCUUAUCAUUCGCACCGCCAACAACAUCGAUCCCAACUUCUCCAUCUCCAAACUGAUUGUGCUGAACUCGAACGAGAGCGUCCAGAAAAUGUUGGCCGGCGGGGACUUGGCGAACGUGAGCUUCGCUAGCGAUGGCCUGAAUCUCAACUUUGGUGAUCCGGCGGGCAUGAUAACGGAGGCGGAAGCGGCGGCAGCCGGCCAAGUGUGCGUGGACGCCGCCACCGGACAAUUGACGUUCCCGAUGUACCUCUCGAACGGCGGCCUGGUCUCGCAUUUUCCGUUCCUGGUCAACAACGAGUGGGUGGCCCAGCAACUGGGCCCGGACGCCUUUGCCAACAUGGACGAUUCACAUAUUGAGAUCUCUCUGCCAGAGCAAAUAACGUUGUCCGCCAAUCAGUUGCCGCCCAAUUCCAUAAUCAUCAACAGUGCCCUGAAGCAGCCGCCACCCCCUCCAACGGUGGAGCCGCCGGUUCAGCUGAUAGCCGACCUUAAGAAGACGGUGGAAAAGGCGGCGCCAUCGGCGCCGGCGGAGGAGGAUGAAGAGGAACAGCGAAAGUUACCGCCCGCUUCACUGGACUCGUCGCGGCAGGUUCUGGAACGGGUGACGCCCUCCACGUCGGGUAUAAUCAAUGUAAAGGCCUUUCGUAGCUUAUCCACUCCUCGAAAGAGAACCUCGCAUGUACGAACUUUAACCUUCUCCCCAAAGGUUCCUCCUGGUCGGGUCCUGCAUCCCACGACGCCGCUCUCCACCCGGCGACAUGGUUUGGUGGCCAAAGCCAAGGAGAAACCCAUCAUUAACCACGUGGAGAUAAUCCAGCCAGCCUGCGAUCUCAGCUCGAAUGACGGCCACGGCGGUGUACCGCCCUUGUUCGCCAUGGAGGAGAGUAGCAAUCAGACGGUGAUCAAGGCCCAUCCUCCAGCUGCAGCGGCAGCCGAGCCAUUGGUUACGACACCCAAGCGGAAGCAGAAGCGCCAGGCGGCAGUGAAGGCCUGCAAGCGCAUUGUCUCCCAGGCGGAAACCGAAAGGAAGCUGGAGAAGGAGAAGCAGGGACCCAAGAACACGUCGGCAAGUAGCGCCAACUCAUCGGCGCACGAUGACAGCGCCGAGGCCAGCAAAGAGAAUCUCCAGGGGAAGCAGCAGCAGCAGCAGCAGCAGCAGCAUCUGGCGGAGGGUAAUCCUGAGGGAUCCUGCCCGGGAUCCGCCGCGGAAGCAGCCGGUGAGGAGGAUUUGAUGGCCGCCUGGCAGCGCCAGUUACAUGGCUCCAGUGUAGAUUUAGAGUACCGACUCCGCGAGAUCAAUUCGAAGCGCGAAGAGACAUUGAAGGUCAGCGGCCGCAAUAGGCGGCCCAAGAAGAAGGAUACCCCGACUACGGCCGCCUCCAAGGCUCGCAGAAGCGCGCUGGCCAAGAAGCCGUUCAAGAAGACAGUGCAGCGUGGCAGCGGCGAUUCCCCGGAGAAAAUCAGCAUUAAGAUCACAACGCCACAGAAGCCAAAGUCCCUGAAAAAGAAGUUGGUGCCGGUCGCAGAGGAAACCAAAGACGAGAACAAAGAAACGCCUCAAGUGGAGGAGAACGGGAAUAAGAAAGAGAAGGCGAGUGGAGAGAAAGAGCCAGAGGAGAAGCAGAAGCAGAAGGAGAAGCAGGAAGAGCCCGUAGAUCUGGCACCGCCCAACAUGGCUCUGCUAUUGGAUACGCCGUUCAAGGCAUCUCCCUUGGGAUGUGGAACAGCCGACGAUGCUCCUGCCACGGGCAGUGGCGAACCAGAAGGAACCACAACGAGCGGAUUUGUUGCCAAUGUUCCGCCAACGCCAGGCAUGGCCAUUGCGCCGCUGGACACACCCUACGGCAAGAUGCCGAGCAGCUCGUUUCUGUUCGGCUCGGAUACCAAGAGUAUUAUGAAUACGCCGCAGCUGAGCGCCAUUACGCCGGGCUUCCGUUGCACACCCUUUGGCCAUAUCCCGGGCACCCCUGUGGGCAGUGCCGCCAAGACGGAAUACUCCUCUGGCAGCUCCUAUUAUCGCCCCGACGAGGCGGAGCACACGGAUGCGAAUGCGCAGUGCGCGAUACAGCAGUGGGAGGAAAUUCAGGAGAAGAAGCUGGACGAGCCGCACGAGCCAACUCCGGUUAAGAUGAAGAAGGACAAGGACAGUCCCAAAGAGCAGAGUUUCAAACUGAAGAAGAGCGUUGAGAGAGAAGUGCCGUUGACGAGUCAUCUCAGUGAGGAGCGCAAGGAGCAGGGACCCGUCGUUCUCGCCGUGGAGCCCACGGUCCUCCGGCGCGUUCGAUCUUUUGGCAGCGAAGCCGUUGACAGUGCAGAGUCCGCUGCCGCUGGGAGCUGUCCCUCUGAUCAGCACCAUCCGCACUACAAGCUCCUGCCUGGUCUGCCCGAGGCUAUCAUCGAGGUAUCUAACAGUUCCAGCUCCUCGACCACCAGCUCCUCGUCGUCCAGCUCCUCCAGUUCCUCCAGCAGCUCAUCGUCCAGCUCCUCGUCGUCGCAAUCCUCUCAGAGCGAGAAAGAACCGGAGGAAGGCGAGAACGAUGUGGAGCCGAAACACCUAAUCAACAUAGACAAUCUCUCGAAUAUCAGCAGCACCGAGGACGAAGAGUGGCUGAAGGCAGCCACUGGAUCGCAAGAUGCAGUGCUGCCCAUGCUGGCCGUCGAUAGCCAGCCGGGUCAGUUGCUUAGCCAGGAUGGUGAGGUGCGCUAUCCCAUACGCAAUUGGCUGACGCCGAGUAAGGAGCAAGCAGCACUCCCAGAGGCAAAUACCAGCGGAGAAUCAACUCAAGGAGCACCACCUCAACAUCCUGCCCCAUUGAACGCCCGAGUAACUCCGGCUUCACUUCCUCCACCACCACCACCACCUCCUCUUCCUCUUCCUCCUCCUCUGCCGCCACAGGAAUGUACUGCUGCUCCUCCGCCACCGCCGCCCACCUUACCUCUUGAAGGGACACCACCACCACCACCUCCAACGCCCGCGUCAUCCGUGGUUCUGCAGGAGCAACGGCAGCGACAGCAGCUAGACGAGAAGCGUCAAAGGGUCAUGGCUAAGGUCAAGUUGGCCCAGCCAGUUGUCAGGAUACAAAGCAAGAAGACAGCCGUUAAGAAGCUCACCGCCAUGCGGGAAACCGCCAAGUUGGCCAAUCCCAGCAGCCAGAAGUCCCCCAAGAAGCGGGAGCACCUUGAGCCAAACAAGAUCCAGGCAGCUUCAGCUCCACCACCACCACCAACAGCAGCAGCACAGAAGCCGCCAACAGAAGCUGUGGAGAAGGAGACAGGGGAUUCAGAUCGCUCAGUCAUUCCCAAUAAGGAUCCACCGGCCAGCGAACGGGAUCCAGCUCUGCUCAUAGCGCUCAAUCUAUCGGCCAAAAAGCAGGAACCCGCAACGAAUGCUGCCAAGUCCAAGGUCGGCCGUGCUGCGGUGCAAAUUGAGGCGCAACCGGCGCCGGGUAAACGUGGUCGCCCCAAGAAGACGGUCACAACGCCAAAAAUAUCCAUGCGCCGUUCCUCGCGUCUGAUUGACAAUAAACCAGCUCAGGAGGAGCUGACCCUGACCAAAGCCGUCUCCGACAGCGAACUGACAAAGGCCACCGCGAAGGCGAGCACAAAGAAGCCUGCCAAGAAACGUGCCGAGGCCCGAGUGCCUGCCUCCAACUCCUCUUCCUCGGCUGUGACUCAGCCUCUGCCCAUGGUGGCGGAAGCCGAAUCUACACAAUCCUCGUCCCCGGAGCAGCAUCAGCAGAUUCCCCAGCCCCAGGUGCAGCAGCCGAGCCCAGUUAAAGACCAGUCGAAUCCUGCCCCUCCGGCGGGGGACAGCGACUACGAGCUGGACAUGUGCCUGAGCAGCAGCCUGGAGUCCUGCACCUUCUCCUUUUCCUAUGCGGACCACGGACCCAAGGCCAGCAAUUCGAUGAUACGUCCAUCGGCGUCCUACUUCAAGAACUACCAGAUGCGACUGAUGACGGAGGAGGACCAGCUGCACACGUUGCGCAUGGCCAGUGCCCAGGUGCUGCAACUGGGGCAACCGCUGUCCAGUGUCAUUCGCAACAUACCCAAAAAGCGCAUACGCCGUCUGACCAGCAAUAGUGGAGCAGCGGCGACCGGGUCAAGUGCAAGUGGAGCGGGUGAUCAGCCCUCGGCUACAUCCACGCCGCUGGCGGAUAAGCCGUUGACAGCGUUGAGCAAGGAACCAUUGCCGCAGGAUGACAAUGAUUUGGAAGUGGCUGCCAUCAACACAACUCCCAAAAAGGCGGACGGAGGCGAUAAUCGGCAGGAGGGUCAGCCAGACCUGUUAAGGGAGCCGCUGGGCGAGAACCACACGGUGGAGAUUGAGGACAUUGAGUCGAUAUUGUCGCACCUUCAUGGCACCUGAUUGGAGCAGCACAUUGAUCUUGGCAACCCGCUCCUCAUGUCAGUCACAGAAAUAUUUCUUUCUUAGCUCUAUAAGUUCCCCUUAGAUAUAAGGCCUAGGCAAUCAGUCCAAAUUUCAAGUGAAUUAACCAUCGUUUAUUGUUAAGCCAUCAUGUUACUCAUGCAACCUGAUACCUGGCAACCUUGGGGCCCAGUGUCUGGUCCCAGGGAUCGCUGGAGAAUCGAUUACAUUAAUUUUGUAUUUAUUUAUUUUCGUCGUAAGUCGAGACCGAGACGGAGGGAGCAGUACAUCCUGUUCACACAACAUUCUCAGAAGAAUUUACCAGAUGAAAGGUUAAGUUAUGUUUCCAUUAUUCAUACAUUGCAUUCAUAUAUAUUUCGAAAUAUAUAAAGCUGUAUAUUGAUUUAAAUGUA
Drosophila serrata is the source of this 6237-nucleotide messenger RNA. It is a transcript of the gene mxc, whose product is annotated as multi sex combs. The record is from RefSeq and is a predicted model, not a curated record. Gene Ontology annotation, molecular function: protein binding. NCBI's taxonomy places the organism in Eukaryota, Metazoa, Arthropoda, Insecta, Diptera, Drosophilidae.